AUGGCUGGUGAGCAUUAUGACAGCUUCUGGAAGAUGGCCACCACCUCCUACCCUGCAGUUCCUGUGUCAAGUUCCUCUGAGGACGAGAGCCCUUCUCUAGUGACAAAGAGGAUGUCCUGGAAGAAGCCCACCAAGCAUAGUACCCCUGAGGAGACAGCCCUGGGCUGGAAUCCGAAGCCCCCAAAAGGGACCUCCCGACUCCUAGGGUCCCCAGUGCCUGCUCGCUCCUCCAAGGACCUUGUGUCCCACCUGACAGGGGUCAGCCCUAUAGCCACCUUCAGAAAGAGGAAGCUUUCAACCAUCCGGGCAUCUGAGGGCACCAGUGGGCAGUUAGGGUCCUAUUUGGACUACUCAGCUCCUGGGAAGGACCCACCUGCGUCAGCCUCAUUAGCCAAACAGCAGCAGAAAAAAGAGGCCAGGGGAGCAAAGAACUGGCGAGGAAAUUUCGGAUUGCCUGGGAUUCCAGACGUAGCCAGGAAGAAAAGACAAGACCGGAAAGAGCAGGAGGCUGUGAUGCAGCGAGUGAGGCAAUGGGAAAUCCGCCUACUUCAGGAAAUUGAGGAGGCAGUCCACCAUGAACUCUUCAUCCAAGUUGAGUGA
Messenger RNA from Sciurus carolinensis (gray squirrel), 600 nucleotides. It is a transcript of the gene Sysrn, whose product is annotated as coiled-coil domain containing 201. The coding region runs from base 1 to 600 and encodes 199 amino acids. The record is from RefSeq and is a predicted model, not a curated record. NCBI's taxonomy places the organism in Eukaryota, Metazoa, Chordata, Mammalia, Rodentia, Sciuridae. The transcript has 3 exons.